AAGAAAUGGUACAAAAGGGCCUGAGCGAGCUACAAAUGUUGAAGAUGGGAUUAAGCAUAGUACGAAAGAAACGGGAUGUUGACGAUGAAAAGAGACGAUCUUGUAACAACAUUGCCCAUAUUGCACGAAAAGAAAGGCGAUUGUGUGGCACCACGCUCGAUUGGAAACGAUCUUGCAAAGACGAAUGUAUUACUGUAUUAUAUGGGGCUUGCUAUUCGAGUCCCCCAAGCAGAGUGAUGGAAUGA
Molecule: messenger RNA, 245 nt
Organism: Bipolaris maydis ATCC 48331
Lineage: Eukaryota; Fungi; Ascomycota; Dothideomycetes; Pleosporales; Pleosporaceae
Source: RefSeq, a predicted model, not a curated record